AUGCUCGAUGGACAACAAAACGACAUGCUGGUGGAUAAUGUUCCUCCAUCAUCAUCGGAGGUAGACUUAUUCAAGAGCAUUAGAUUUCCGUUUUUGAAGCAGCUACAAGAAUAUUUUUCGGAUUAUGUUACUGAUGACGAGACUAAGAGUAUUAAAGCCGCUAAUCAAAUACUCACAUGCAUCAAAUUCUCCGAGUGUCUGAUUGAACAGCUGCAACAAGAGGAUGUGGAGUCUAUAUCGGUAGUGAUUGAGAUCAUUAGUAAUAUUUUGGACGUUAAAGGAAAAGAUUUAGUGUCUCAGCUGUUGCUCAGAGAACCGAUGAUGAUACUCUUAGUUGCAGAUUCGUUCCGAUUACUUGCUCAUACUCAUCAAAUUAACGAGAUAUCAAAACAGCUGUUAGACCUUUUGGUUGUUCUUCAAGAAUUUUUGUUUCAACACUUUCCUUCUAUCCACUCAGAAUUUAUCGGGGAUUUAUGUAAAAUGAUUUCUCAGCUCUAUGACAUCAAUUUGUUUUUUUGUCACAACAAUGCUGAGUUAGUUGACACUUCGGGACUAUCAAUAUUAUUUCUACCAACACUAUUUAAGAAAUUUUACAAACAGAUAGAUAGGAUUUGUAUGAUUCCUAUUCCUUUUGAGAAAACUUGUACAGACCUACAAAAAUUUAUACUCUCUUUACUGAAAGUAUCUCUUGAAAAGCAUCCAAUAUUAUUCUCACAGCACAGGCAGAUAUUUACUAUUGCAUGCCAACAAGUUCGAUUUUCAAGCAAUGAGAUCAAAAUAAUGGCAUUGGAGCUAAUCUAUCUUCUUUGCGUAUCACAAAAUUUUGAACCUACUAUUCACAAAUUUCUUAUCAACCUACUUGUAACGAUAUUUAAUGUUGAGUCAAAUUUCCCCUUGUACAGAACCAUGGAAUUUGACGACCUUUUGGCCAAAAUCUUAAAAAACUUUAGACCACAUUUACUCAAUGUUUUGGAGAGCUUUGGUGUGGAACGAAUGGACAUGUUGGGGAUACUAUCAAAAAAUUUAUUUGCAAAUAUUUCUCAAUCAAAAAGUGAUGCUCUUAAAAAAGAAAUUAUUCGCACAAUCUGCUGGUUUAUGGACUACUCUAUCAAUAAUUCCCAUUUUGAGCUUGUCUUUUCACAGUCUCUAGUGAAGGACAUUAAUGAUUGUUUCAAAUAUCAGGCCUACCAUGAUGAACUUGUCCACCUACUACGAAAAAUUCUUUUAAUACACUAUGCUGUCGACGGAACUCCAACUCUUAAAAGAAAAGAAUCACAAAUAGACGCUUCAGAAGAUAGCUCUGCAAAAAAAAGAAAGGGAGAAAAUGGAGAAGAGACUCAAAUCAGUGAAGACCCUACAAACAUCAGCAUAACCUACUCUCCGCAUUCUGCUGAGUUAGGAUCAAGAUUUUUUGUGUUGGAAUACUUAGAACAAAGCGAUCAGUUCUUUGAAACAUUGAAAAGAGCAGUAUCCCAUUUAUCUCACAACGACAUUCACUCUUUGUAUAUACUAAUAAUGAGUAUUGCUCCUUUCAAUCAUAAUAAGGAUAACGUAAUUCUUGGUGAAUUGAUUACCCUUUUUUCCACUCAUUUGAAAAAUACAUUAGAGUAUUCUGAAAAAUGUAUUAGAAUUAUUGACACAUUACUUGAAAACGAAGCACUAAGCGGUGUGUCAAUUGAAAUUGUCAAUGAUAUCACCUCAUUUUCAAUUACUAUGCUUGAACUCUACGCAAAGCAAAUGGAUCAGGAUAUUUUAGACUUGACUGUAAAAAAUUUAAGUAGACUUUCUUCCGUGACAGAUCGUAAGGAGGUAUCGUUGAUUUUGAAGGAAUUACUCGCAAGAGAGGAAAAAUGUAAACGUGCGUUCGUCAAUAACUUACCGUUUAUGAUCAAACUUAAACAGGCCACUUUUGAGGAGGUCCAUUCAUCCAUCAGAGCUUUGUUUAAUGAUGAGUCAAAGAGUUUCCAGGAAUGCAUCUAUAGAAUUUUACCACUCACCAUCGAAGAAUUGAUGAAGAGUGGAUAUAGGCUUGAAAUGUCACACUGGGAUUUUUUCUUACAUGGCCAUAAGUCGUCAAGUACAGAGUCAAGGAAGCUGUCCUUGGACUCUAUUCUUCUUUUUUUUAACUUGAUGACAAAAGAAGACCUUGAAACUUAUGGAAAGCGUUUGGAUUUUUGUUUGUUUGCUUUUGAUGAAAAUGUAGAGAUGGUCUCCUAUGCAGCUUCGAAAUUUUCGAACUGGAUAUAUCCAAACUCUCAUGGAAUUAUUCCGAUAGAUGUCCUUUAUGGAGAAAACUCUAUUUCGCUCCUUGUUAAUAAUAUUAAGGAGUUUCUAAAAGCGCAUGCAUCUACUCACUCAAGAUAUUUAAUUCCUGUGCUUAGGAUGAUAUUUGAAAGCCACAGUACUCACACUGCAUUAAUAUCAGACAUCGCAAAGUUUUUUCUGGAUUUAGCGAUUGAUUUUCAGCAAUGUCCUCACGUUUACAUUGCAGUUAAAAAACUUUCAGCAAAAGAAGAGAUGAGUGUGAUGAAGUUUAUGAAAAACAAAAUCGGAGACGAAUUCUUCAAUAUUUUGUUCCAAAAGUGGGACAGUCCUACGACCUCAUCUUAUUUGCAAGCUGUAGCACCCUCUCUAUUCGAUUUAAAUUUCUCAACAAUAUCGAAAAGGAUAUUGAGAAAAGUUCUUCCUGAAAUUGUUGUUUCCGGAGAAUUACGUUCAAAAUCAACAAAAUUGAUGUCCAUGACGAAUAGCCAAAUAAGAGACUUACUUGUGGAUCACAUGGAGAAGAUUUUAUCUGCUUAUUUGAAAUGUAGUUUUAAUCCCAUCAAAGAACUCGGCAUCUUAACCAAAGAAUGGAGCGUACCAUUAGAGCAUCAUUGGGGUAAAUUUUCUCUUGGAGCUAUUAAGCAUUUAGUUAUGGAACUUGGAUUUAACAAAGAAACAGAUGCUAAAGUUAUUAACUGCAUAAAGCAAUUGGCUGAAAUGCAAAACAAACCGGUACCUUCGGUACUGUCAUCGAGUAUUUCCGGCAUUACCAUUAUGGUUGCAAAAUGCUUCAAGAAAUCCAAUGUUGAAAAACAGAAGAGAAGAGUUUCUAUAAUUCCAAGUUUAUUGAAGCUGUUAGAUAAGGAAAUUAUUGUAUGUCAAAAGGCAUUACUUGAACUUUUUUAUAAUGUGUUGUUUACAUGCUCCUUCAAAGAAGAAAUUUUCCCAGUUUUUGAUGAAUUGACAGCAAAGUUAGAAAAACAUUGUCCAGACACUCUCCUAACCGCUUUUUCUCAUUUAUGCGAGUUAGUGGAUGACUCUAACUUUGGAAAACAGUUGAAAGACAAUCUUGUUCGAAUGUUGACAACUAAAACAGUAGAUCCUACAAAGGUACAAAUACCCAGCUCACCACUACUUUCUGAAUUACAUGACAUAAUUAACAAAGCACUAGGUGGCUCUUUUGAGAAGAGAAUAGAAGCUCUAAUUAAGGGAAUUGAACAAUCUGAAGUAACAAUCAAAAGAAACUCUUUACUUUCUCUAACAAAAGUUCUAAGCGAAAACAAAUCCAAGAUUCAGAAGAUUGUUCUUUCCAUGUUUGACCAAGAAUACAAUAGCUCAAAUAUUAUCAACAGAAUGGUAACAUCACUACUUACUAACUGCAGUCACAUUGACGACAAGAUCAAGACACUUAGUGCCAUUGCUCUUAGUGAGCUUGGAGCCAUAGAUCCCUCUGUAUUGAAUAUUGAAUCCGCAAAUAUUGGUAAUCCGGAAAAAGGUGACGUUGAGCUUUUAGAUUUUUUAAUUAGAUAUAUCGAAAAUUGUCCUGCCACUUCCAACCAUGCAAACUAUGCAAGACAAGAGCUUAUGAAAGUCCUUUUCGAUGCUGAUUCAAAAUAUUUGAAAGAUAACUUUAAGGAUUAUUUGUCUCUAAAAGAGCAAGGUCUUUCUUUGAAACAUCAAAAAGUUCAGCCAAACGUUAAAAAGGCAAACUCACUCCCGAUAUUUAAGGAAAAUAUGCAACAUCAUACUUGGCUAAAAAAUUGGUCGAAGUAUUUAGUUACAAGAUCAGAAACAAGGUCAAUUAGGGGUAGAACUUUUCAAGCUGUAAGACCACUUUUUAACAGCGACAAAGAACUUGUGAAAAUUGUAUUUCCCUAUUUGGUGCACAAUGUUCUAAUGACUGGAACUGACAAAGAUAGAGAGGAUAUCAAGCAAGAAAUUAUGAGCGUAAUUAGCUACGACGUUUCCAAAUCACACAUCGGAGAACAAUAUAGAACAUCUGAGCAUGCACAAACAAUCUUUUGCUUAAUUGACGAUCUCAAACGAUGGUUUGAAUCCAACAAACACUUUUCAGCUUAUUUUAAAGAAAUGGCAAAGAAAGCAGAGACUAUUAUUAAUGACAUUCCACUUGAUUCAUUAGCAUCUACAGCUUACAAUCAUUCUGCAUUUUCCAGAUCAUUAAUGUAUUUUGAAUCAUUCAUUAGGAAAAUGAAUAAGCCCAUCAGUGAACUUCCAUCGGAGGUGUUACAUAAUCUACAACGAAUUUAUUCUGAACUCAAAGAAAGAGAUAGUAUGGCUGGUAUUGCUGCCUUAAGAACUGAGACAAAUAUUAACGAAAGUAUUUUGGACAAAGAAGUAGAAGGUAGAUGGGAAGAAGCUAGAGAUUUGUAUGGAAUCAUGUUAGAACAAAAUUUAGACAAUGUAGACAUUCUAUCUAAUCUGAUGAAAUGCUAUAUUAACUUGUCACAGUAUACGACACUAUUGCACAUUAUUCAAGGAAGCUCGUUAGACAAGAACUCAAAGGCUUCUUUUGCUAUUCAAGCAUAUUGGAGGUUAUGCUCGUGGAGUAGCGUUGAUAGUGUAUUCGAAGACGCUAAUCAAUCUUUUGAAGCGUAUCUUGCAAAAGCACUAUCCUCAUACGUAAGAAAAGAAAAAGAGCAAUUUGAAACGUGCAUACAACUUGCAAGAAAAGAAAUACUUCCAUCUCUAUCUGCAGCAUCCACUGAAAGUUAUCUCAGAUGCUAUCCUGAUAUCAUCAAACUUCAAGCACUUUCAGAAUUGGAGAGAGGUUUCAAAAUUUUCUUGAAUGAUGACGGAAAUAAGAACAUUGCCACUGACAUAAGUGAGUUUGUUGGAAUUUUGGACAAAAAUUUGAAAAUUACGACCAGUUCUUCUGCUAAUAAGGAACUUCUUUUUGCGAUGAGAAGAUGUUUGUUUACAAUUCACAACCUCAACGAUCAAGUUUACAAGACUUGGGUUCACAUAUCAAAACAAGCAAGAAAAGAAAAACAGUAUGGAAUGGCAUUGCAUGCUAUUACUCACGCAAUCAAUUACCAUGUUCCUCAAAAGAAAAUUGAGCAAGCCAAAUUGUUGUAUGAGAUGGGAGAGUCACAAAGUGCUCUUUCUUUACUCUCCACAUUUACUUUUGACACUCCAAAUAUGAGCCUUACACAAACCAAGAGAGAUUCUCUCAUGAAGGCAAAGAUCAAACUCAUGAGUGUCAACUGGGAGAAAGAACACAAGUCAAAAGAUGUGGUUAUUGAAGGAUAUAACCAAGUGAUAAAACUAGAUCGCAAUUGGGAAGAAGGCUACUUUUAUUUAGCAUCCUAUCUUGAUAAUAUUUUUAUUGCUAGAAGAGAGAAAGAGCGAGAUACUCAACAUGUAAAAUCAGAGCUUCCAAUGAUUAUCCAAAAUUAUGGUACUUCAUUGCAAUAUGGUGUGAAAAACAUUUAUAAUUCUCUUCCCCGAUUAAUCACACUCUGGUUAGACUUUUCAGGAGCAGAUGACAAGAAGAAUAGCGUUUAUAAGAAGGUUCAACCCAUUAUUGAUAAGCUGAUUAAUGAUCUGCCUGUAUUUGAAUGGACAAUAGCAAUGCCCCAGCUCGUCUCUAGAAUGGUUAACAAGAAUGACACUAUCACUGAUAGCAUUACCCGCAUUCUCGUAAAAAUUCUGAUAACGUUUCCAGAAGAAAGUAUUUGGAGUAUUGGAUGUAAAAGUGAUCACAAAGAGCGACAAAAUGUCAUCGAUAAUAUUAUUGAAACGGCUAAAAAUCAAAUUGCAAGCUCUGAUAGUCCUACUACCAAAGUAGUCAAGAGCAUCCUAGAUCAACAAGAAUCUACAUUGGAAGGGUUAAGGCAAAUGUGUAUGGUUUUUUUUGGAAAUAAUGGAAAAUAUUCUUUGAGCUCAGCUGCAAAAAAGAAAGGAAGCGAAACCAAAAUUUUGAUCAAAGUGAAUGGUAGAAACGAAGAAAAAUUGCAACCACUUCCACAAUUAGCCAAACUUAUUAACAAGCCCAGUACCAAUUUUAUAGUACCACUUCAACGUCUCACUACUGUUGAAUUGCAAAAAGCAAACCUAUUUACUGAAGAUGGAGAACUUAAAUCAGACUAUUCACCUUACUCGUCUUCAAAAGUUUAUAUAACAAGCUUUAAAGAUGAAGUUAGCAUAAUGACAUCUAUGCAGAAACCGAAAAAGAUUGGAAUUUAUGGAAAUGAUGGUAAUUUAUACAACUUUUUAUUCAAAUCCAACGAUGAUUUGAGAAAGGAUAAUAGAAUGAUGGAUUUCAAUAGUGUUAUUAACAGAUUACUGAAGCGUGACGAAUUGACAAGAAACAAAAGGCUGUAUUUGAGAGUAUUCUCCGUUAUUCCACUUUCAGUCAAUACAGGCCUUGUAGAAUGGGUUGAAAAUACCAAUGUUUUGAGAAAUAUUUUGGACAACGAGAUAAAUAAUAUAGGAUUCACAAACAAUAUUCAAGCCUAUAUUUCCAAUACUUUUUUGAAAGGAACUAAAAGCAAUGCUCAAGAUUUUGCAGAACAAGUUUACAAAACUAUUACUACACAAGUACCUCCAGUGCUUCAUAACUUUUUCCUUCAUCAAUUUCUGGAGCCAAAUCAAUGGUAUCAAUCAAGACUUAACUUUGUUAGAACGACUGCUGUUUGGAGUAUGGUAGGGUAUAUAGUUGGACUUGGAGACAGACAUUGUGAAAACAUUCUUAUUGAUUUGAAAUGUGGUGAUGUUAUUCAUGUUGAUCUAGCAAUGCUUUUCGAGACAGGAAAAUAUUUGGCAAUUCCUGAAAAAGUUCCAUUUAGACUCACCCGAAACGUGGUUGAUGGUAUGGGAGUGACUGGUCAUGAAGGUGUUUUUCGCUUUACUUGCGAAGCUACACUUGAAAUUCUCAGAAAGAAUCACCAGACACUCAUGAAUGUCCUUGACUCAUUCAUUCACGACCCAUUGCUGGAUUGGAAACAAUUAGCACAGAAAAAAGAAGCUGCCAAGAUCAGUCGUUGUGAAGAGGAUAUGGAAGGUAAUUAUAGAAAUAUUGAGAAGAAAUUGAAGGGCUUAAUCGGAGACAACGUACUACCUUUGAGUGUGCAGGGUCAAGUUGAUCAUCUCAUCAAAGAAGCGACCAACGAAGCCAACCUUAUAGGAAUGUUCAUUUGGUGGAUGCCUUACAUGUAA
Molecule: messenger RNA, 7443 nt
Organism: Naegleria lovaniensis
Lineage: Eukaryota; Heterolobosea; Eutetramitea; Acrasida; Naegleriidae
Exons: 2
Coding region: 1-7443 (2480 amino acids)
Biological process (GO): DNA damage checkpoint signaling; protein phosphorylation; telomere maintenance
Cellular component (GO): nucleus
Molecular function (GO): protein binding; protein serine/threonine kinase activity
Source: RefSeq, a predicted model, not a curated record